AUCAAUCCAUUUAUGAUUACUGAAGAGCAUAAAGAAUAUCUUUGGGCUUCAAAAAAUUAUUCUGGUGUACCUCAUUAUACUGGUGCAUUUUUGGAUGAAGAAAUCAUUAAGAUUAUUAAAGAUAUAGGCUCUGAAAAGAUAGCUGUGAUCGUGUCUGAUAAUGCAGCAAAUAUCU
Molecule: messenger RNA, 175 nt
Organism: Racocetra persica
Lineage: Eukaryota; Fungi; Glomeromycota; Glomeromycetes; Diversisporales; Gigasporaceae
Source: the annotation of a GenBank genome assembly